Globicephala melas (long-finned pilot whale) is the source of this 1049-nucleotide messenger RNA. It is a transcript of the gene PEMT, whose product is annotated as phosphatidylethanolamine N-methyltransferase. Gene Ontology annotation, molecular function: phosphatidylethanolamine N-methyltransferase activity. NCBI's taxonomy places the organism in Eukaryota, Metazoa, Chordata, Mammalia, Artiodactyla, Delphinidae. Gene Ontology annotation, biological process: phosphatidylcholine biosynthetic process. The record is from RefSeq and is a predicted model, not a curated record.
CACCUGGAUCCCAGGACAUCCUGCACGGUUGCUGCCCCUGCAUCGUUGCAUCCCCAAAGCUAAGGACGUUUCCUGCCUCAGCACAACCUCAUUAUCAUGAGAGAGAACAUUGUGAGCAAACUUUGGAAGCAAGAGCAGGGUUUGUUCUGUGUUCUGGAACGAGCGGACGUGCUCUCCCGCCCCUUCCUAGUCAGACCCCCAGCCCAGCCGCCGCGGCUCUGCCUCGUCACCGUGGUGGGCUCUGCCCUCCAGGCCUUUGCGAGGAUGGAGGCUCCUCCUGCGCUGCAUGAAGCCGAUGACAGCCGUCCUCUGGAUGGACCACACUUCGUCCACGUGCCCCGUUCGGUCGCGAGAUGGGAACAUAAGACUCGAAAGCUGAGCGGGGCCUUCGGGUCCCCCCACCUGGCCUGCUGCACCCUGGGCGGCGCCAUCCUGCUUCUCAACGUGCUGCGCUCCCACUGCUUCACGCAGGCCAUGCUGAGCCAGCCCAGGAUGCAGAGCCUGGACAACCCCUUGGCCUACCGCAUGGGCCUGGCACUCCUGGGAGUGGGCGGCGUGUUUGUCCUUUCCAGUUUCCUGGCUCUGGGCUUCACAGGGACCUUCCUAGGCGACUACUUCGGGAUCCUGAAGGAGACCAGAGUGACCACGUUCCCAUUCAGCGUCCUGGACAACCCCAUGUACUGGGGCAGCACAGCCAACUACCUGGGCUGGGCCAUCAUGCACGCCAGCCCCGCCGGCCUGCUGCUGACCACGGUGGUGGCGCUCACCUACACGGUCGCCAUCCUGUACGAGGAGCCCUUCACCGCUGAGAUCUACCGGCAGAAAGCCUCCCAGGCCCACAAGAGGAGCUGACGGACCGCGGCCACUCCGUGGGGGUCCCCACCUCGGGCUUGCCCCGAGCACACGCCCCUCGAGGGGAGGGGGAGAGCGGUGCCUGGCCUGGGCCGUCCAGUGCCUUGGAAACGUGGCUUGGGGGCCUGGAAGGUGCCGUGUGGCCCCAGAGCCCCCGCCACCCACCACAUCCUGACCAAUAAAGGCGCCUGACCCCA